AUGCCCUGCUGCUGCUUGUUGCCGGGAUGCCCUGAAUGUUGGGGCGACGUCGAUGACGUGGCUGCCAGCAAAGCGGAUGAGGAGAAGCCCCCGUUGGGCGGCACGGGCAAGUCCUUGACCAUCCAGGAGCGGAAACUUGUGGCUCAUGUGGACAAACAGCUGGAGAAAAUGCUGCGGCACAAGUACUUAAGUCAGGGCGAGAAUUACACAGAUCUGCCGACUUGGAAAACUGCGAGCGGUAAGAAGAGGAAACGUGUCCUGGAGGAUGAGGAUGCCCAGAGCUGGGAGGGAAUGGAUACCCCCGCCGUCCCAAUUACGGAGGCAGAAGUGGGCACUGAAACCAUGGACGCCGAGGGCGUCUUCUUCACCGCAGCCAGGGGUGUCUUUAACUGCCUGAACCGGGAACUCCGCCUCCAAGAGGCACUGGAUGCACAGAGGUCCAGCUCCCUGCCAUUGGUGGAAGAUGCCGCUGUCCGGAAGCGUUCUCAGCUGAUCAGCUGCAUUCCUGUGGACCGUGCCUACUGCGGGCAAACGGGCAAUGCAGCUGACAAAUACCUCCUGCAACACAUGCGCCCCGGGGACUCCGACCGCAUUGCACUGGCCGACGGGUUUCACUGUUUCAACACAGCUGCAGAGAGCGCCUGGUACGCUAGAAUGACAUCCGGUCGCCUGAAGAUGUCCUCCGUCGAAGACGGCUACAAAGUUCUUUUCGUCAACACAGAGACCCCGGAAGAGUUCGCCUUCCAGCCUCUCGUCGUCUGGAUCGAUGCUUGCAGAAAGUUCCGAGCAAAAUUCAGGAGAGGAAUCUUGCCACGUGGCUUGGAUGGUGCACCUCCUGGUUGCCAGAAUCGUAGUUAUUUCCAGCUUUCCGACCCAGCUGAGGUUGCGGCACUUCACCGAAGCCCUCGGCCGCAUCGGCAGUUGUCCUCGAACGGGCCGGGCCCCACGAGAAUGGUGGUGUAUUCGGCUGCGUUUCUGCAGCAGAGCUUUGUCCAGCACCAAGUGCGGUGUGCUGCACUGCAGGACGCCAUCGCCGCCCUGUCCGAGAGGCCAGGCAAGGACAACGGAGCCAAGCAGGACGUGUGCAAGGUCCUUCUGACUGUGUUCCUGGAUCCAGCUCCAUACCUUUUGGCGUGGAUGACUGCCGGCAUGUUUCUUCGCACAAAAGGUUAUGUGACCUGUGCGAAAGUGAUUCAGACGACUGAUACCACUUUCUUCCCCAUGCAGAUGACAGUGGGAAAGACAAGCGAACAGCGUGCUUUCGUUGCUCUCGGUGUGGCUUGCUGUUCGCUGACAAGAGAAGAGGAACAUGAGAGAUUGCCCUUGUGUGUCAAUGCUGGCUGGUUGGCUUUGCAGUGGAAGCUUCUCGAGUUUUUGCAACCAGUUGCCUGGCCAUGCCUGUGGGCGGUGCUGCCGUCGCAAGUGCGCCGCUGGUGGCCUGAGCUUUGGACUUUGUGGGCGAAGCUUGUCUUCACAGGGACUUCGCUGCACGGAGUUGCUUUUGGCCAACAUCCAUGGAGUGCCUCUCAAGGGAAGGACAUGGCAGCUCAAGUUUGCAAGAGCAUGAAGCUUGAGCAGCGCCUGUUCAACGCCCUGGCAUUGCAAUACGAAGGCAAAGUACUGAAUUCUGGUGGCAACCACAUCCCUCUUGCCAUCCGUGAGGCUGCCACGGCAGUCUUCUGGCUGCCGGGCAUACUGUUUGGCGAGGUUCCUGAUCAUCCAUUCGAUCUGCCGUUUCCCUGGCUCUACUCCCUGCUGCAACUACGAGAGUAUGUUGCCAAGCGGAUCACCAUGUUCGCUUGGAGUGCAGUGGAUGACGUGGAACUGGGCACGGAUGCGGCGUUCUUCCUCUUUCAUUUCACAGGUUCCUGGAGCCUUUCGGAGGCGAGUGCCGAGUCCAUUGCCAGCGUGGCUGGCCGACUAGGACUCCGAGACUUUGGCUUCAGCGGGAUGGGAAACGAUGACGAAUUCAUCCACAGCCGAAUGCCAGGCAGAGUGCGAUGGUGGCAGCGACGACGACGAACACGUCAACACGACCACCUGGUCAUUAUGGCAAAGAGCCCCCAGAGCCUUUAUUUCUGCCGCAACUUCAGUGUGUCCUUUGUGCGAGAGGAGAAGGCGCUGGCCUUGGCACAACGACUGGCCGAGGUGCUGACGACGGAGACACGGCACAGCUGGGCCGUUGCUGUGUUCCGGGUGCAGAUUGAUGGCUGGCCGGCAGAAGGACAGCAUCCUCGUUGCAUGUGGGCGUGCACUCUUGCCUAA
Symbiodinium necroappetens is the source of this 2265-nucleotide messenger RNA. Lineage: Eukaryota; Dinophyceae; Suessiales; Symbiodiniaceae. The record is from the annotation of a GenBank genome assembly.